Neolamprologus brichardi is the source of this 632-nucleotide messenger RNA. The record is from RefSeq and is a predicted model, not a curated record. Lineage: Eukaryota; Metazoa; Chordata; Actinopteri; Cichliformes; Cichlidae.
ACCAACUUCCUGAUUAAUGUAACAAGAAGCGAUGUGUUGUUUGUAUGCUGCUACAUUGUAACAGUCCUGGUGUUGUUGCUGUUCUGCAGGUUUGAACACUCUAAACCAGUCAAGAACGAGGAACUGCCAGCCUCCCAGACGCUGCCGCUCGCCUCCGUCUCGCUGCCCAGUCCAGCAGAUCCUGAGCCCAGUGGGCCGACGCCUGGACCAGUGGUGCCUGACUGGGUCAAUGCUGCAGAGUUUGUUCCAGGACAGCCCUACUGUGGACGUGGUCGUUCCCUGUUUCAGGCAUGCAUUGAAGCCCAUGAGAAAGACAUGGAGAUAUCAUUUGCCAUCCAGCGCAGCAAGGACAUGAUGUGCGGCGUGUGCAUGGAGGUGGUGUUUGAGAAGGUCAACCUUAGCGAGCGCCGCUUUGGCAUCCUCUCCAACUGCAACCACUGCUACUGUCUGAAGUGCAUUCGCAAGUGGAGGAGUGCCAAGCAGUUUGAGAGCAAAAUCAUCAAGUCUUGUCCAGAGUGUCGAAUCACAUCCAACUUUGUCAUCCCGAGUGAGUACUGGGUGGAAGAUAAGGACGACAAGCAGAAACUCAUCCAGAAAUACAAAGACGGCAUGGGGUAGGGUUUGCAUGACAC